GAAUUGUAGGCUAUUGCAAAAGUUGAUAAUUCGCCAGUUGUGCGGGCCGAAAGAUUCCAUUACACGAUUAGAGCUUAAACUACCAAACAGCCCAUCGCGACGGUUAUCCUUGUUAAUCACUGGGCUACAAGUCUCAAGUCUCAACCCGCGUUUAAAACCAUCUGAUCCAGUCUGGCGCGCACACAGGGAUGUAACUGGCCAUUUCAACAUUUCAGCUGACCAGCGCGAUCGCAUGCCGAUCGUGCUCCAUAUAAUCCGCAUCAUUGCCGUAUAAAUACCGGCAUAAAUACAUACUUGUAUUCCAUUAAUCUGCUGGAUACAUUUUCCCGUAUGUACUGGUCAUUUUGAUGCUCAUCAUCGUAAACAUGUCUUCUUUUUUCCCACCGUCACAUGCAACAGCACGUCUCUGCAUAAAUGGAAUUUAAAGCCAAACUAAUGGAUCUCAGCUGUUAUUGUUGUCUUCCAUAACACAUCAGACAGGAACAUUGCGCCAUCAUGCAUCGCUUCGUGUUUUUCGAAUAUUUUCGUGAAAAGUGUCGUUUAUCGAAACAGUUUGGCUAGUAUGUGUCGCCGCGUCGGCGAUUUUAACCGUUCCCAAUUUAGCAAUCCGAAUUCGUUUUUCUUUGCACCAUUAGCGCUGUAUAUAUAACUGUGCCAUCACUGCCAUGGAUCGUCGGAAUUUUCUUUACGCUUUCUUCACCGCAUUUGUUUUACCGGUUGGGAGCUACGUGUCUCCGUAUGCUGUCGCUGACCCACCAUGCCCGGCCGUACCUAUCAUUAAUGGGAGAGUGUCUUACAAAACCGAAGAGAAGAGGGCAUUGUUUACGUGCGAUCCCGGUUUUCGAUUGUUUGGUCAACCAACCAUUCGCUGUCGCGGUGGAACAUGGGAUCAACCUGCACCGCUCUGUUAUAAUACAGAGCCAGGAUGUCCACCACUACGGAGUAUGCCGAAUGGCUAUCUCGUCUUUCAGGGUUCGGGAAAGGGUGUCGCAUUUGCGAAUUGUCACACAGGAUUUGAACGCUUGGGACCAAAUGUUUUGUAUUGCAAUGGAACGCACUGGAAUGGAUCACUUCCUGUGUGCAGAUCGAAACCGGCAACCAAGAUAAAAGCCUUAAACGUGGACAGUAUGCGCAAUAAUUCACCUCCCUUGCCCGUAGAAUCUAAUCAAAACGGAUUUGACUGUGAUUUUGAGAAAUUUGAUAUUGGAAAACCCUGCAUUUGGGUUCAGAAUUCCGAUGCAAUCUACAGGUGGACUGUACACAACGGACUAGACCACAGUGGACCACCCAAAGCUGUUAGCGGAAGCUAUUAUCUGUAUGCAAGACCGUCGUCUUAUGGAGAGCCAAGCGAUACUGCCAGUUUGAUUUCUCCAGCCCUACCAAGUGAUAAAGGAAACUCAUGCCUGUUAUUUCGAUAUUACAUGCAUGGCAUCCGAAUAAGAAAUUUAACCGUUAGAGGACAGGAACAAUCCGGUGUCGCACCUAUAUGGGAAAGUGAUUUCCUAUUUCGUGUCAACAGUACCAACAGUGAUGAAUGGAUGAUGGCUCAAGUCCCGUUGCCUUCCAAAAUUAUACGGGUACUAGUGUCCAGCCGAAACAUCUUACCAUCUCUCGCUAGAUUAUUCAGGCACUUACAUUUAUUCUACGUCUUGUUCUUGUGCAGUCAACAUGUUGUAGCCAUUGAGGUGCAGAAAGGAAUUCCAUAUUCUGCAGAUGUCGCCAUCGACAACCUUCGAAUUAUACAGUCCACCAAUUGUCCUCCGAUCAAUGCUGACCUUAUAGACGUAGCACCUCCUGAUGCUGGAAACACAACCAAGACAACGAAAUCAUCUCCCACAGUCCCUGCGGCAAUCCCCACUCCCCGCCAGCUCGGUGACCUUUCGACGACCUUCAACAAUCUAUCAACAAUUCCGCCAUCGUCCGGUGAGGUCAACAUCGACAUCUACGAAGUUGGCAAUCGGUCCUUCGUGGAUGAGCCAUCGAAAUUCACCCUGCAAGUUGUACAGCUGCACAGUGCCACGAUUAAUCCAUCGGACAUGGAUAAUCGGGGCUAUCUUGGCUAUCUGCAGGCCAAUCGUUCGGCACGAGUGGUCAUUGAUGCUCAGCCAAGCAAAACGGACAGCACGGAUGAGCAGCCAGUGCGCAAUGUAUCGCUUAUCACCGGUGUAACAAUUGGAGCGGCGGCGUUGACCAUGAUAUUGAUCGCCACGGCGUUUAUGAUCAUGCUGAGACGGCGUAGUCAAUGUAAACAAAAACCUAUUACCGAAGAGACGGAAUUUCAGUAUUUUUCCUAUAGUAAUGAUGGAUUUAGGGAGAUUGGUGCAACACUGCCGGCAGAUCAAGUUAAUAAACGAUAAACAUGUCCGUAACGGGAGAUAUGAAUAAUGCACA
Molecule: messenger RNA, 2391 nt
Organism: Paramacrobiotus metropolitanus
Lineage: Eukaryota; Metazoa; Tardigrada; Eutardigrada; Parachela; Macrobiotidae
Exons: 7
Coding region: 666-2357 (563 amino acids)
Cellular component (GO): membrane
Source: RefSeq, a predicted model, not a curated record